AUGUAUUGGAGAGUAAAAGGAGCCGAAGGAGACAUCGGUUACUGUAACAAAGACAGGAAAUGUUGGAAAACGGAAAGUCAGCUUCUGGAAGACAAGAGGAUUCAGGUUGUAAGCAUUUCCAGUAGCAGCUUGAGUAUAAAACGCACCUUACCACAGAAAACAACAGGUCACAAUGUGACCAUUGAAUGUCAAGUGCACAAAACUGACAACACCAUGGAUAUAUCUGAAGUCACGAUCGUUUAUUCUUUAGAGUGUAAGUAAGACUAUUCACAGAGUUUUUAAUAAUAAUGAUGAUGAUAAUGAUAAUGAUAAAUUGAUAAUGAUAAUGAUAAUGAUAAUAAUAAUGAUAAUGGUAAUAAUAAUAAUAAUAAUAAUAAUAACAAUAGUAAUAAUAAUAAUAAUAAUAAUAAUAAUAAUAAUAACAAUAGUAAUAAUAAUAAUAACAAUAAUGAUCGAUAAAAUGGUCAUACAGGAUUGCCAUCGAGGUAAACGGAACUUAAGCAUGGCUUGGGUGGAUGUUAAGAAUGAGUAUCCGUUGAUCAAGUGGCCAAACGAGGUUAUGGAAUUACACCGGUUCCCCAGAUAGCUCUGUAGGGCGAUCCAAAACCCCUGUGCAAGCUGAAAUACCAGAAUCGCAGUUCCUACAAAGCAGAGGAAUGAGACUUCUUCGACCAUCAGAUUCAGCUGGGGUCUGCCCGAGGAAAACGCACUUUGCCUGCGUCUCGUCACUUUAUGUCUAAAACCCGCUUGCCUGGAAACUAAAUGUUACCAAGGGAUGAGGCUUUCUAAGCUUAUAGGGACUAAGGUGACCCACUGGCUGUAUGUAGACGACCUUUAAGUAUUCGCUUCUUAGAUCAAGCUAAGCAGGGUACUACGAUCAACUAGGAUAGGUUAAUACUCAUCUCCACGUUGAUACAUUAUGAUUCAUACAAAAGUAAUUCUCUACAAUGGGAGGAACAGCAAGUUAAGCCCUGAGAAUGGUGAUUAGAGUUAAGCACUGAUCAAUACUGAUUAGGGUUAAGCCUUGAGAAUAGUGGUUAUAGGGGUAAGCACUGACUCGAAAAACGGUUAACUUCUAUUUAGGGUUAAGGUUGGUGCUAUAUACUUCCAACUCAAACCACUUCUUCCCAGCAAAUCCUUGGUAAUCUAGUGGUUUGGGGGGUGGACUACAGAUUCCAUUCUCCGGAAUCGAAUCCUGCUAGUGCCAUGAUGAUCCUGGAAUUUUUUCCCUUAAACUAUUGAAGAGACUUGAACUUUCAUGAACAUUUUAUCAAGCAGGAAUUUCAAGAGACAUAGAAAGACAUAGAAAUUUCAUGUUGGAAAAGGGAAAUUUCUUGAGAGAGCCACUGAGAGGGAAAUGUUCAGUUUGGAGUAUGGAGAUGAGUGCUAACCUCCAGGAUGUGGGCUAGAAGUGUAAUCCAAAUGAGCGUAGAGUUAUCUAUGUCAGAAAGGGCAAGCAAGUUGAAUAUGCAGCAAACCUCAAACUGGACGAGACCACUCUGGUCGAGAAACUUAAGACUGAGACCAAGUGCAAGCUCCUGGGCCUGAGAGAGUCCGUGAUGGAAGACGAGAAAAUUAGCACUUACAGUUGCAGCAAAGACUACUUGCAAAGGCUCUCAAUAAUCUGGACAGGCCCUCUGUCCGACACCAACCGCGUCGAGGCAACAAACCAGUUCGCCUUCCUUGUCUUGACGUACCCCAUGUGGACCCAACAAUGGCCAUUGGGAGAGCUGCAAAGCAUUGAUAGAGAGACAAGAAAGUUGAUCAGUGAGAAUGGUGGGCCCUCUUAGCUCUACUGCUUUGCUCAAGAAGACCUCAAACCUGAAAAAGCAACUGUCGUCGAGAAACUUAAGACUGGCGCCAAGUACAAGUUCCUGCGUGUGAGAGAGUCCGUGAUGGAAGACGAGAAGUUAUCACUUACACAUUUACAGUUGCAGCAAAGAUGUACUUGAAAACGCCCUCGUUAAUCUGGACAAGCCCUUUGUCCGACGCCAGCCGCGACUUAGGGCAACAAACUCGUUCGCCUUGCUCGUCUUGACAUACCCAAUGUGAACCCAACAUUGGCCAUUGGGAGAGUUGUAAAGCAUUGAUAGAGAUUCCUUAGGAUUUCUUUUUUAUUGCACCAGUGUAGAUUCAACUCGUUAUCACCUUUUUAGUGUUGAAUUUCUCUAAAACAGCAUACUAGCCUACGUUUUGCGACCUGUGUGGCUAAUUUUCAAAGCAUGUAUACGUUGUAAACUGCUAUAAUAAUUUUCAUCAUUGUCAUAAAUCAUAACAACAAUUAUGUUUUUCCUGCCCAGGCGGAAUAUUCUUGUUUUUCUGCCGAUUUUAGGCAGAAAAUAUUAUUGCAUUUUUCUUCAAAAAGAAAGAAUUUGUUUUAAUGAUACUUUUUUGCGCCUUAAUUCAUUUAUUUUCUUCGUGGUGUAUACUGUAUGUAUUGUUCAUCCAAGUCAUUUAUUGAACACUUGGCAAUAGCUAUAGUGCAGGUAUUUUUCGUUUUCUUAGCAAGUUAUUGUGAUACGGUAUUAGUUAGGUAAGUAAUAUAUAAUCAGUCGCUGAAGCAAGGACUGCGGCCAUCGUGUUGUCUUACCUGCUUCUCACACAAAUCAACUUGCCAUACACCGUGGUCAGUGAUAAAAAAUUUAAAGCCGCUUUCAGGGAAAGCUUAUGGAAGACGUUUGUGAUUUCCAAAAAUUUCUGAAGCCAGGAUUGUUGCUCUCGAGGAGUUGUCUACCUGCAUAGACAAAUCAAUUUACCAUUCACCGUGGUCAAUGUUACGAAUUAAAGUCACUUUCGGGGACGGCUUAUGAAAGACGUUUGCAAGUUCCGAAAAUUUCUUUAAUAGAACAGGGUUAUCUUUUAAUGAGAAAAACAUCCCGUUAUAUCUUGAGUUUGCUUAGGAACAGGCAAGUGAUUUUAACACGGAUCAAGGUAUCUACGUUUUAGCUUCAUUUGAAACAAGUAUUGGAUUAAUUUUCUUGAGUUUCAUUCCAGUAAUUAAAAUGUUAAAAAACCACGCUACUGUUGUUUUUGCGAAUCCGACUGACGUAAAGUUACGAUUUAGAGUUUUAGAAAGAUAGCAAAUAGCGUGACGUAGCCACUUAAUAGGAAUCUCUAAGAUUAUGCUAACUGAUGUAAAUUUCUCCUUUCUCAGCCGCUUUACCAAAGGCACCAAGAAAUGCUUCUGUCAAUGUUGUGAAGGAAACUUAUGCAGAGAUAAAGUGGGAACGUUCACCUGAUGACAUUGAUGGAAAGUUAAGAUAUUCUGUGGACUGCUUCAGAUGCAAGUCCAGGAAAUACAACGAAUGCAAUGAUUCUUGUGGUUCAAGUGUACGGUACAAACCAAAUAAGGACAACAUCACAAAUGGUACUGUGACAAUNGAAAUGCUUCUGUCAAUGUUGUGA
Messenger RNA from Porites evermanni, 3405 nucleotides. Lineage: Eukaryota; Metazoa; Cnidaria; Anthozoa; Scleractinia; Poritidae. The record is from the annotation of a GenBank genome assembly.